UCUGUCUGCCAAUGAGUGUGCAUGUAUAAGCAUGUCGAGCAGCUGACUCGGGCUUCCGUAGCUCAGGAUCACAUGACUAGAGACCAGGAAGCAGCGGGCCGUGAGUCGCCAGUGUCGUGUCUGGAAUACUUAUAAGAACACCUCAUUAUUUUCUAUCGAGCUGAGCUGUUUGGACAAGUGGAGGCGGCUGCACGACUUGACAUUUGCAAGGGAUAAUGGCCUCUGUCGGACAUUGUCUGCCGACUUUUCUAAACGGGCUUUUAAUCUGCGUCACUUUGCUGAGCGGUCUGAGUGUCACUGCCAAGCCGAACCGAAAACCUAACAUCGUUUUGAUUCUCACCGACGACCUGGACAUCGCUAUUGGGGGUCUGACUCCACUAGCCAAGACUAAAAAGUUAAUUGGAGAUGCAGGGAUCUCGUUCACGAAUGCUUUCGUGGCCAGCCCACUGUGCUGCCCAAGCCGGGCCAGCAUACUGACGGGGAAGUACCCCCACAACCACCACGUCAUCAACAACACGCUGGAGGGCAACUGCAGCAGCACGGCCUGGCAGAAGAGCCAGGAGCCCGACACCUUCCCAGCCCUGCUGCACAACCUGGGAGGAUACCAGACCUUCUUUGCUGGGAAGUACCUCAACCAGUACGGCGACGCCAAGGCUGGUGGACUUGGCCAUGUCCCGUUGGGAUGGACCCAAUGGUUUGGACUGGAGCGGAACUCCAAGUACUACAACUACACUCUGUCUGUGAACGGGAAGCCUGAGGUUCAUGGAGCGGAAUACAGCAAGGACUACCUGACCGAUGUUCUGGCCAACGUGUCGCUGGACUUCCUGCGCUACAAGUCCAAGUACCAGCCCUUCUUCAUGAUGGUGUCCACCCCGGCCCCCCAUUCCCCCUGGACGCCGGCCCCCCAGUACCAGGACACGUACAAGGACACCAAGGCCCCCAGGGACCCAAACUUCAACGUGCAUGGGAAGGAUAAACACUGGCUGAUCAGACAGGCCAAGACCCCAAUGAGCAACGCCUCCAUCCAGUUCCUGGACAACGCCUUCAGAAGCCGGUGGCGCACUCUGCUCUCGGUGGACGACCUGGUGGAGCGCCUGGUGCUCGCCCUAGAGGCCAGCAAGGAACUUGACAACACAUACGUCUUCUUCACUUCCGACAACGGAUACCACACCGGCCAGUUCUCUCUACCUCUGGAUAAGAGGCAGCUGUAUGAGUUUGACAUCAGGGUGCCUCUCAUGGUCAGAGGGCCCAACAUCAAGCCCAACCAAACCAGCAAGCUGCUGGUGGCCAACGUGGACCUGGGUCCCACCAUGUUGGACAUCGCGGGCUACGACGUCAACAAGACCCAGAUGGACGGCAUGUCCUUCCUGCCUGUGUUGGAGGGCCGGCUGAACGCCAGCAGCUGGAGGACAGAUGUGCUGGUGGAGUACGAGGGCGAGGGUCACAACGUCUCGGACCCCUCCUGCCCCCUGCUCGGACCGGGGGUCUCGGAGUGUUUCCCCGACUGUGUGUGCGAGGACGCCUUCAACAACACCUACGCCUGCGUGCGCAGCGUCGCCCCCUCCACCAACCUCCAGUACUGCGAGUUUGACGAUAACGAGGUGUUCGUGGAGGUGUACAACGUGACCGCCGACCCCUUCCAGCUGGCCAACAUCGCCAAGACCAUCGACCAGGAGGUCCUGGAGAAGAUGAACCACCGCCUCAUGAUGCUGCAGUCCUGCUCCGGACCCUCCUGCCGCACCCCUGGGGUGUACGACUCCAGGUACCGCUUCGAUCCCCGCCACAUGUUCGGCAGCCACCGGACCCGGCUGAGCCUACUGCGACACGGGACCAAGUGAGCAGCGGGAGGCCUGCAGAGAGGAUGAUGAAGUAAACGGAAGAAGGGCUGACGUGUGUGUGUGUGUGUGUGUGCGUGUGUGCGUGUGUGUGUGUGUGUGUGUGUGUGUGUGUGUCGUAGUUGAUUCUUUCCAGCCUUUUCUCGAUGUUGAUGCCUUAUCUCUGGGAGUCUCCCAAAGUUUGAUGAUUGAAUGAAGGACGGAGACCCUGUUUAGUUGACAGGGUAAAAUCAGAGGCCUUUUUUGAGUGGUUGCAAUGCCCAACACUGCCACUUUCAGUGGGGGGGGCGCCCUUUCUCUUAAACAGACCUGCUGUGGUACAGAGGUCCUUAAGAACCCAGAUCGUGGCUAUGUGCAUGCACACUUGGAGACCUAAAGGGGUCCAAAUCCCCAAUUCUCUGACCAAGUGCUUCUCUUUGGUCACCUUCCUGCUCGUCGUCACCCUAUCGUUCCUACACACACCUCCUUAAUGUGUUUCCUGCUGUCUGAACACCCUGGGAUAAAACGGAAGUCAACUCUGCCUGCUACAGUAUCAAUCAAGAAAAACUCCUGACCCCAUUGAUCCAUUCUUAGAGACAGUGUUUAUUACGAUUUGAAGCAAGUGAAAUGGGGAAUCCAUUUUCGUUUUCGAAUUGAAAUUGCAGAAGUCUAUAUAUAUUUUAUUUUUCAACCAUCUCCCACACUGCUUGGCAUGCCUCCGUUGAGUGACCCCUGUUGCCUCCCACAUGAGCCAUGAAGUGACCCGACCAGGACUGCUGACCCUAAAGGUCAGAGGGCAGCCGCACCUUUUGACCCCUGAAGUAAUCAAAAGCAAGAAUUGUCACUGUUUGGUGUGUCAUCAUGUCGGAUGAUGGUUGGUUAUGAUUCACCCAGUUUUAGUUGAAUCACAAACCAUUUGUGAACCCCACCUUGAAGAUUAAGCAACCCACUGUAGAAGUGUCAUCGUGAAUCAUUGUUGGUUCCUCUUGGUUCAUAUGCGUGUUUGGAAUGGGAGAAUGAUUUUUAACCUAAAUUAAAAUAAAUGUUCCAUUAGACGUUUAGAACAUUUCAUUGGUCUACUCAAUAGAACGGAGAACUUGUGCACAUACUGAAAAUUGGGGCAAAUAUUGACACUGCUUGAUGCUUGUUCAAGUAGUCUUUUAUUUGCCAUUCAUAAUUAUGUAACUGAUAAUUUGAUAGCUUCCAACUACAUUAUUUCAAUGACGAAAAUGACUUUAGUGUUACAAUAUUGUAGUCCAAGGGAACAUACAACUGUGAAACUAUAAAUCAAUGUCUUGCAACGCCAACACGACCAAAUCAUGGUUCCUUGCCUCCAGGUUUAGUUUCAGAAGUGAACGUGAGGAAUGAACCAGUCAAUGAAUUAACUCAAAUAGGGAACCAUUUUCGUGCUCUACUCAUCACAUGACAAGAUGGUAAUUAUCACUGAACAAUCUCUCGUAUUGUUUAAACAUAAGCUUUAGGUUAUACAUGUCCUUUUGUCACUCAAUUUGUUUUAAUUGAAGUACUGAUUACAUUGUCCUUACCUUGCAGACUUGUUUACUGACACCAAUUUAUGGUUCUGAUCUUUUGUGUAGCCAAAGAGUUCUUAAAUUCUGCAGUUUGUUGGACUGCCACUGUUGAAAUUAUUUUAAUCUUUAUUCCUGUUCAUGUUGCAGAUGAUCAUGUCUUUGCAAGUUUGAGUGUUGGCAUAUCUGGAUAGUCUUACCAAACUAAAUUAUUUGUAGGAGACAGCUGUACUGAAUCCAGACUUAACAUAACAUUCUAAUUAACGUAUGCACUUGUUGUGGCACUUUUUUUUUCAAAGAUUAAAUGUAUUUUGUGGCUUUUUGUUGAAAUAAAAGAUUUUCAUAUCACCCAGAAAA
This is a messenger RNA of Gadus morhua (Atlantic cod), 3697 nucleotides long. RefSeq names its product glucosamine (N-acetyl)-6-sulfatase a (gene gnsa). Gene Ontology annotation, biological process: glycosaminoglycan metabolic process. NCBI's taxonomy places the organism in Eukaryota, Metazoa, Chordata, Actinopteri, Gadiformes, Gadidae. The coding region runs from base 216 to 1838 and encodes 540 amino acids. The transcript has 14 exons. The record is from RefSeq and is a predicted model, not a curated record. Gene Ontology annotation, molecular function: glycosaminoglycan binding; N-acetylglucosamine-6-sulfatase activity.